This is a messenger RNA of Populus euphratica (Euphrates poplar), 1002 nucleotides long. It is a transcript of the gene LBD25, whose product is annotated as LOB domain-containing protein 25. The transcript has 2 exons. The record is from RefSeq and is a predicted model, not a curated record. Lineage: Eukaryota; Viridiplantae; Streptophyta; Magnoliopsida; Malpighiales; Salicaceae. The coding region runs from base 345 to 830 and encodes 161 amino acids.
GUCAUCUUUUUUCUUGCUGCCCAUUUAUUGCACUUCUCUUUUGCUUUCCGUUCCUCUUCACUAAAUGCUCUUUGCCUCCCCUUUUCUUUAAUCUUCCUUGCUUUUCGUCACUGUAUUUGCAGGUUUCUCUCACCGUCCUGCAACUAGGGUUUUCCCUUUGAACUCUCACAUCUGUCAAUAAAUUAAGCUUACCAAGUUUCUCAUCUUUCAACAGCUGACUGGAUAGUCUUUUUCAUUGGCAAAAUCAAAGUCUCUGGAUCUUGAAAGAGUCUACACGAGAGGGGUAAAAAGGUAGUAUUCCUUUUUACCUGAUAAAAGAAACCUAGUCAAGAAAAGUAUAAUAGAUGGCUUCUUCAAGCUAUUCCAAUUCUCCUUGUGCUGCUUGCAAGUUCCUACGCAGAAAAUGCAUGCCAGAUUGCAUCUUUGCACCAUACUUCCCACCUGAAGAGCCUCAGAAGUUUGCCAAUGUUCACAAGAUAUUUGGUGCAAGCAAUGUCAGUAAGCUCCUCAAUGAGGUCCUUCCUCAUCAGAGAGAAGAUGCUGUCAACUCUCUUGCCUACGAAGCUGAGGCACGGAUGAAAGAUCCAGUCUAUGGCUGUGUUGGUGCUAUUUCAGUCCUCCAGAGGCAAGUUAUUAGACUCCAAAAGGAAUUAGAUGCUACAAAUGCUGAUUUGAUCCGAUAUGCCUGCAAUGAAAUGCCAGCACCAAACCCCCAAUUUGGAAGAAGAAUGGGUCAUGGAGGGGUUUCUUAUGAUCAAAAUUCUGGUAUAUAUUAUCCUUCUCCAUGGAAUCAUGACACUUGUGGUGAGAGAGGAGAUGGUAGCGUUUAAGCUUUCCAAGCCUGUAUAAAAUCGGGAUUAUAUGUGCUAUAUUAUUAGCAUGGAGAAUACCUAUUUAGGGUUUCUUAUGCACAUGAAUCCUGCAUUAUCAUGGUGAAGUAUGAUUUGUUACCUUGUAGAGAGAUCUUUCUAUAUAUAUAUAUAACAUGUGAGACUGUACUUU